This is a messenger RNA of Toxorhynchites rutilus septentrionalis, 1715 nucleotides long. RefSeq lists its product as uncharacterized. NCBI's taxonomy places the organism in Eukaryota, Metazoa, Arthropoda, Insecta, Diptera, Culicidae. Gene Ontology annotation, cellular component: membrane. The record is from RefSeq and is a predicted model, not a curated record. The transcript has 3 exons. Bases 502 to 1683 code for a protein of 393 amino acids.
UACUAUUGAUCUAUAAAUAACAUAAAUAAGACUUAUCUCCCAUCUAGCAAUCCCGACGAGGAUGUUUUGCUCGGGACUACUCGCGCUUCUUCGCUGCCAUGCCGCUGGCAUUAAAUCUCUUGUCUUGCGAUUCCGAUUUCAGUAACACUCGGGAUGUGAUCGGAUGCAUUUGGUGAAAGCAGCAGUCGUUUGUUGCACCCAACGCAAGUUGAUAUUUUUGUCGCGCUGUCGAGCUUCGUUUACGGGUUUGGGACUCCCAACUAAAUUUCAUUACGCAGCAUCUGCGCUUUGUCCGUCAUUUGUCACGGAUUGAGCUGCGACGCAGCCCCGAACGCCAGGCACAUGGCCCUUCAGCAGAAGCAUAAGCAGCAGCAGCAUCAUCAUCUUGACGAGCACUUUGUCAGUGCUCAUUUAAUAGUGCAUUUAGUAGUGCCGGUUACGAAAUAACUGAACAAGAGCAGUUCAAGCCUGUGUGAAGAACCUGGUCAAGCUUAGUAAGCAAUGGCCGGUAACGAUUAUGUUUCCGUUGAUGAACGGAUUGACGCCGCAAGUGAAGUGUUCGAUGUUUACGAGGUGCUUGGCAAAGGUGUUGACCACCAAGGGGAAGAGUUCAGUAUGGACGAUCAGCUGUUUCAACCUUGGCCGGAAGGACUAGCGCUGUACGUGUACAUUGGAUUUGUCGUUGGUGGAGGAAUUCUGCUCAACUUAAUUCUGAUCAAAGGAAUACUGCAGGCGAAAUACAGUGGUGCCCUUUACUUCGUCUUACAAAUCGCAAUACUGGACAUCUUCACGCUACUUGUGAGCAUCUGGGAGUUGUUCUACAUCAUUCAUCAGCAGUGGAUUUUCGAGACGGAACACUGUACCUUUUACAUCGGCUUCGAGUCGUUCACCAACAUUGCCGUCGUCUAUUUCGUCAUAGGCCUCAACUGCCACUCGAUCUCAACGUAUAACUUAGCCCAGCAGAUAUCGACAGCCAUUGAGGAAGACAUGAGCGGAUCGUGUCAUGAUAGCGAGAAUAAUUUCGACUACUUGGCCGCCGAGGAGAAUAAUUACGAGGUGGCCACGGAAAAUAUAAUCCAGAAGCGAUCACUUACCAUCGAUUAUCGUCACAGGAAAACCAGUAUUUCGGUGAUGUGGCCCGUUCUGCUGGUGUGGUUCAUCGCAAUGUCGGAAUCCUUGCCGCUGUUCCUGUUCUCCGAUGUUAUCUCGACCGACGAGGAUGUCAAGUUCUGCACAGUGCUCAUCAACGACCGCACCAAUCACUAUAUUUUCCAGUGGCUCGUAAUAUUUAUUCGCAUCGUUGUACCAACGGUCACGCUGGCUGUGACCACUGGAAUGACCAUCUUCAAGUUCUACCAGGGGCGAAGGUUCACGCAGCCGAACGAGGUUGACGAGAAUGUUGCUUUCAUCCUGAAGGUUGCGAUCUUUCUCUCGCUUACAUACGCUGUUUUCUCACUGCAGAAACUGUAUGGAUCUCUUCUGUUCGAAGUACUUUCGAAGCCAUUACUUAGACAUAAGUAUCCCGAGUUUGAUAAACGAUCAGGACUGAUAUGCUCAUUUUUGAAUUAUUUUUUAUCCUUUAUCAGACCACUUUUAGUCAUUGUACUUUGUAAGCUUAAACACAAUCACGUUGAUAUAACGUUCAUAUACAAAGCAAGUGCCAAAACGAAUGAUUUGACUUGAUAUGAAAUAAAGUUAAACUUCUAUUCAUUGUA